AGUAUAUUUCUUCACCCCUCCUCUAUGAAACCCUCUUUCCUCUACCUGGCAGUCUUCUUUAUAAUUCAGCCAUCCACAUAGACACGGGAUGAGUAUCGCUCACCGUUACAUCUUCCGCCCCCUCUCAACCCUAUUCAGAACCGGCUCCUGGAGACCGCCUAUGUAUAAUUCAGAUCGCUACAAGCCAUCUGUCGAAGAUGUGCUCUCCGUUAAAGAGUUUCUUGGCAGCAUAUCCUCUUUUCCACUCGAACUUAUCGAUACAGUUAUCGAUUUCGCGGAAUAUUGGCCUCACACCUCCACUGCCAUAACUACUCCAACGAUUGCCCGCGCUCAAAAUCAAGAGAAUAUACUGGUGUUGAGAUCCUAUCCCAUCGGCUUCCUCCCGAGCUCUGAUCCCUCCAACGGUGGUUACCAAAUACUACCCGAAGACCAAGAGAACUAUGAAACUAUGGAACCUCAUCCAUCUCCCGAUUCACCUAUAGCCUCGGAGAGUAUAACUCAAGAAGUCCUCGAUCACAUGACAUUAAAAUCCAAAUCUAGAGGCGACCAUCCAUGCCGAAAGAUUGUAUUUACAAUCAAAUCCCAUGACCAAGGCUGGGGAGGUGGCCGCCGUGACGUGAACAAUCCAUACCAUGGAUCCUACACGUGGUUUGACGUUGGCCUGGAAAAGCUAACUGCCUAUCAGGAAUCCGCUCUACCAGAGGAGGGGAAGCUCCUCCCUCAGUUUCGUCUUGGCAGUGAUAGCCCAGAUGGUAACUCUAGCCCGAUUGUCUGCACUCUCCGGACUAUUCUUCCUCGUACAGUUGCUCGACAAGACAGCGCAACACCCUCAGAAACCUCAUACCAAUUUGACCAUCCCCUCUUGCCCGCCGAAAUGGCCUUGCAGAAGAACGUGAUGGCUGAGCGAACGGCGAAGGAACAUGUAGUCACAUGGUCAUACUUCGACAAUAUAGAUCCUGAAUCCCCCGAGGCCGACCAAUUAGAGACCAAAGGAAGAGGCCGCGCCUCUGCCACGGGACAGUGGGUCAGGGAUCUAAAGGUAGGAGACGUGGUGACGGUUUGGGCCAAGGCGAGAUUUCCUGGCUGGUCCAACCACAUCCAGGCAUUGAAGAUUGAUGUUUAUUGGGCUGUUUGAGAUGCGUGGGACGUGGUGCAGAUCAUGAAUGAUGAAAUGAGACGUUGCGUUUGGAGUUUAUGGCGUCUUACCGGGCUCGAAUGGGGGGCGUAGAUAUGAUGAAUACAGAGAGCAAUUCCUAUUUUUAUCAACUUUUCCUCAUUUUCAGCCAAGAGACAUCUUGAGUAUUCGAUCUCUCAAUAGUCAAAAUCCAAAUCUAAGGAAUAAGUUCAAUGGCCAUC
Molecule: messenger RNA, 1356 nt
Organism: Amorphotheca resinae ATCC 22711
Lineage: Eukaryota; Fungi; Ascomycota; Leotiomycetes; Helotiales; Amorphothecaceae
Exons: 3
Coding region: 89-1135 (348 amino acids)
Source: RefSeq, a predicted model, not a curated record